Messenger RNA from Durusdinium trenchii, 1410 nucleotides. The record is from the annotation of a GenBank genome assembly. NCBI's taxonomy places the organism in Eukaryota, Dinophyceae, Suessiales, Symbiodiniaceae.
AUGGACCACCAUGAAGGUACCAACCACAAUUGGUUGAUAUCAUGUGUACCACGAUGUACCAUGAAGGUUGAACACAUGAUGCUUGGAGAGACAUGGUACACACCGUGGCCACCGCAGCCGUCGCUCAUGGCUGGUUUCGGCCAUGGCACCCGGUUCAGGGCCUGGGUCACGCUCGCGCUGAGCGCGCUGGGCGUUGGAGAUCGAUGGCGGGCCUUGGUGGUCCCGGAGAAGAAGGGUGAGCUAGCGAAGCUCACUGAGCUCACUCCUGUGACGGAGGCGGAUGUGGACUGUCUGGAGCAGCGGCAUCUCUUUCUGCGCCCGGGGCAAUCUUGGGACCUCCAACGUCGCGCCGUGGGCGCUGGACACCGAUGCCGGCAUGGCUGGCCACAGGCUGUGGUGGUGGACCCCAUUUGGCCCGAUCACUGCCUGGGUGACCUGGUGCGUUUGACCUGUCCGCUGCUGGUGGAAGCCAUCGAUGCCUAUGAACGGCAGGGCGCCCUGCGAGGCUACAACGCGCGGCUGCAAGAGGAUGAGGAGUGGAAAGCACAUCUCCGCGAUGCGCACGUGGCACACCGUGCUUUGCGCCAGCAGCUGCUGUCCGAGAGGCCAGAGGAGAUGGCGAAGGUCCGUGCGCGGAUGGGCACUCAGCUGGUGGAGCUGAUCCUACAGACUGGGCUUUGCGGGAUGAAGUUCGACCAGGACCUGGUCGACGUGAAGUGUCUCCACGCGCAGGUGGGCGACGAGCUGACGCGGGGUUCCAACCCCGUUGGACGCCAGGUCUUAGCGGAUCUGGCUGAGGCAGGAGUGGAGAUUGAAGGCAACGAGCUUUGCUGCGACCACUGCAAUGUGCAGGUGCCUUUGUCGGAGGCUCGUUGGACCUUGAGCGUGGCCAAGAACAAGCUGGGGAAGCGCCUGCGGCGUGUGCGCCGCCAAGAGGGUCUCCCGCCGGCGGACGCCAAUGCUGCGCCGCGGCUGGCGACGUCGCCGCGGAUGCCACCGAAGAACUCCUAUCCGACCUCCAGGAAAGAUCCAUCGCUGGUGACUCAAGUGACCCUGCAGAGGCUGCUGGCCACCGAGCGUGACCGCCCACCGAGACGGCCGCGAGAGGUGGCACACAUGAGUGACUCUGCGAUGCAAGAGCUGAGCCGCCGCGUACGGCAGCUCCGGAACCUGCAGUGGGGCUUGGUGAACCAACACCUGGAGACGACGCGCGUGGCGUCGGCCGUCGGAGCUGGCGCGGUGACCGGCCUGGGCGGCGCGGUGAUGCCCAACGGGUCGAGGCCACUCACGAAUCUGCUGGCUGAGCAGUUGGCCGAACUCCGGCUGGAGCUGAAGCAGACGCUGUCCAUGCGACUGGAGCGACUGCAAUCGUCCAUGGAAGAGCGAUUGCAAGCCGUGGAGGAGUCGUGA